This is a messenger RNA of Coregonus sp. 'balchen', 20220 nucleotides long. Lineage: Eukaryota; Metazoa; Chordata; Actinopteri; Salmoniformes; Salmonidae. The record is from the annotation of a GenBank genome assembly.
AUGAAAACUCCCAAGCCUAAGCCCAAGGAAGCAGAGCAUGGCAGUGAAGACAGGUACAGUGGUUCCAACCUCUCUUACCAUGACUAUGGUCCCUAUCGUGUGUUAAAUACUCAGGUUUAUCUCCUGUUUUGUCCUCAGCCUCAGAAACUUCAUUGUCCACAGCUUUUCCUCUGAUGAUGACUUUGUUGUCGAGAAGAAAAAAACACCUACCUCCAAAGGUAACAUUGAGUGCAUCCCUAAUGGCAACCUAUUCCCUAUGUAGUGCACUACUUUUGACCAGGGCGCAUAGGGCUCUAUUCAAAGGUAGUGGACUACAUAGGGAAUAGGGUGCCAUUUGAUACUCAGACAUUGACUGUCAUCAUACAUGCUUGUAAUUAACUGAAAUCUGUUUCUAAGAAGUUCUUUCUGCUCGAUUUCAGUUCAGCACUGUGAUGACUUUUCUUUGCAUAGCCAGAAUUGAAGUAAUACCCAGGAAGCCUUGGUUAAAAUGAUAUAUUGUCACGGCUAAGAGGAGUUGUUAGGCUGAAAGCAUUACCUACUCAACAGUCACUGUCUGUUUUGUUUAACUCAUGGAUAUAUUAUGAUUCAGUCCCAACAAAAAGACACAUUUGAUCUGUCUUCUACAGGUGCGUUUAAGACCCCUAAGCUGUCCUCCUCCCAGCCCCCAGUCAGAAGACCCCUAAGCUGUCAUCCUCCCAGCCCCCAGUCAGAAGACCCCUAAGCUGUCAUCCUCCCAACCCCCAGUCAGAAGACCCCUAAGCUGUCAUCCUCCCAGCCCCCAGUCAGAAGACCCCUAAGCUGUCAUCCUCCCAGCCCCCAGUCAGAAGACCCCUGUCCCAGUGUGACUCCCCAGUUUUCCUCAGCGACAAUGAAGAAGAUGAUGGUAUCGUGAUGAAGAGCACAUGGAGGACGCGCCACCCUGUGCGCAAGCCGCCGUCGUCACGGACGCACAAGGUCAAAGUUCCACAAAGUAACCAGGAGGACAACAUCUUCUUUCCCUUGUCCUCCCCUCCUCCUCUGCCCUCCCUCUCUCCCAGCACUCUUCCUCUCCCCUCUUCCUCCUUCACACCUUCCCCGGCCCCCCUUCCACAGCGGGCCCACUCAGCCGCGUCGAAGCUGGAGGACUCAGCCAGCUCAGAGGAGGAGUUCCUCAGCUUACUGGACAGAAUUAAGAAAAACCACAAGGCCGGCAACACCCCAACACCUAAACACAACACAGGUAACACCCCAACACCUAAACAUAACACAGGCAACACCCCGACACCUAAACAUAACACAGGCAACACCCCAACACCUAAACAUAACACAGGCAACACCCCAACACCUAAACAUAACACAGGCAACACCCCAACACCUAAACAUAACACAGGCAACACCCCAACACCUAAACAUAACACAGGCAACACCCCAACACCUAAACAUAACACAGGCAACACCCCAACACCUAAACAUAACACAGGUAACACCCCAACACCUAAACAUAACACAGGUAACACCCCAACACAAACAGGUAACACCCCAACACCUAAACAUAACACAGGCAACACCCCAACACCUAAACAUAACACAGGUAACACCCCAACACAAACAGGUAACAUCCCAACACCUAAACAUAACACAGGUAACACCCCAACACCUAAACAUAACACAGGUAACAGAGGUAACAUCCCAACACCUAAACAUAACACAGGUAACACCCCAACACAAACAGGUAACACCCCAACACCUAAACAUAACACAGGCAACACCCCAACACAAACAGGUAACAUCCCAACACCUAAACAUAACACAGGUAACACCCCAACACAAACAGGUAACACCCCAACACCUAAACAUAACACAGGUAACACCCCAACACAAACAGGUAACAUCCCAACACCUAAACAUAACACAGGUAACACCCCAACACAAACAGGUAACAUCCCAACACCUAAACACAACACAGGUAACACCCCAACACAAACAGGUAACAUCCCAACACCUAAACAUAACACAGGUAACACCCUUACACCUAAACAUAACACAGGUAACACCCCAACACAAACAGGUAACAUCCCAACACCUAAACAUAACACAGGUAACACCCCUACACCUAAACAUAACACAGGUAACACCCCAACACAAACAGGUAACAUCCCUACACCUAAACAUAACACAGGUAACACCCCAACACAAACAGGUAACACCCCAACACCUAAACAUAACACAGGUAACACCCCAACACCCCAACACAACACAGGCAACACCCCAACACCUAAACAUAACACAGGUAACACCCCAACACAACACAGGCAACACCCCAACACCUAAACAUAACACAGGCAACACCCCAACACCUAAACAUAACACAGGCAACACCCCAACACCUAAACAUAACACAGGCAACCCCCAACACCUAAACAUAACACAGGCAACACCCCAACACCUAAACAUAACACAGGCAACACCCCAACACCUAAACAUAACACAGGCAACACCCCAACACCUAAACAUAAACACAGGCAAACACCCCAACACCUAAACAUAACACAGGUAACACCCCAACACCUAAAACAUAACACAGGUAACACCCCAACACCUAAACAUAACACAGGCAACACCCCAACACAACACAGGUAACACCCCAACACCUAAACAUAACACAGGCAACACCCCAAUACCUAAACAUAACACAGGCAACACCCCCAACACCUAAACAUAACACAGGUAACACCCCCAACACCUAAACAUAACACAGGCAACACCCCAACACCUAAACACAACACAGAUAACACCCCACACCUAAACAUAACACAGGUAACACCCCAAACACAACACAGGCAACACCCCAACACCUAAACAUAACACAGGCAACACCCCAACACCUAAACAUAACACAGUAACACCCCAACACAACACAGGCAACACCCCAACACCUAAACAUAACACAGGCAACACCCCAACACCUAAACAUAACACAGGCAACACCCCAACACCUAAACAUAACACAGGCAACACCCCAACACCUAAACAUAACACAGGCAACACCCCAACACCUAAACAUAACACUGCUAACACCCCAACACCUAAACAUAACACAGGUAACACCCCAACACCUAAACAUAACACAGGUAACACUCCAACACCUAAACAUAACACAGGCAACACCCCAACACCUAAACAUAACACAGGCAACACCCCAACACCUAAACAUAACACAGGCAACACCCCAACACCUAAACAUAACACAGGCAACACCCCAACACCUAAACAUAACACAGGCAACACCCCAACACCUAAACAUAACACAGGCAACACCCCAACACCUAAACAUAACACAGGCAACACCCCAACACCUAAACAUAACACAGGUAACACCCCAACACCUAAACAUAACACAGGUAACACCCCAACACAAACAGGUAACACCCCAACACCUAAACAUAACACAGGCAACACCCCAACACCUAAACAUAACACAGGUAACACCCCAACACAAACAGGUAACAUCCCAACACCUAAACAUAACACAGGUAACACCCCAACACCUAAACAUAACACAGGUAACACCCCAACACAACACAGGCAACACCCCAACACCUAAACAUAACACAGGCAACACCCCAACACCUAAACAUAACACAGGCAACACCCCCAACACCUAAACAUAACACAGGCAACACCCCAACACCUAAACAUAACACAGGCAACACCCCAACACCUAAACAUAACACUGCUAACACCCCAACACCUAAACAUAACACAGGUAACACCCCAACACCUAAACAUAACACAGGUAACACCCCAACACCUAAACAUAACACAGGCAACACCCCAACACCUAAACAUAACACAGGCAACACCCCAACACCUAAACAUAACACAGGCAACACCCCAACACCUAAACAUAACACAGGCAACACCCCAACACCUAAACAUAACACAGGCAACACCCCAACACCUAAACAUAACACAGGCAACACCCCAACACCUAAACAUAACACAGGCAACACCCCCAACACCUAAACAUAACACAGGUAACACCCCAACACCUAAACAUAACACAGGUAACACCCCAACACAAACAGGUAACACCCCCAACACCUAAACAUAACACAGGCAACACCCCAACACCUAAACAUAACACAGGUAACACCCCAACACAAACAGGUAACAUCCCAACACCUAAACAUAACACAGGUAACACCCCAACACCUAAACAUAACACAGGUAACAGAGGUAACAUCCCAACACCUAAACAUAACACAGGUAACACCCCAACACAAACAGGUAACACCCCCAACACCUAAACAUAACACAGGCAACACCCCAACACAAACAGGUAACAUCCCAACACCUAAACAUAACACAGGUAACACCCCAACACAAACAGGUAACAUCCCAACACCUAAACAUAACACAGGUAACACCCCAACACAAACAGGUAACACCCCAACACCUAAACAUAACACAGGUACACCCCAACACAAAUAGUAACAUCCCAACACCUAACAUAACACAGGUAACACCCCAACACAAACAGGUAACAUCCCAACACCUAAACAUAACACAGGUAACACCCCAACACAAACAGGUAACAUCCCAACACCUAAACAUAACACAGGUAACACCCUUACACCUAAACAUAACACAGGUAACACCCCAACACAAACAGGUAACAUCCCAACACCUAAACAUAACACAGGUAACACCCCUACACCUAAACAUAACACAGGUAACACCCCAACACAAACAGGUAACAUCCCUACACCUAAACAUAACACAGGUAACACCCCAACACAAACAGGUAACACCCCAACACCUAAACAUAACACAGGUAACACCCCAACACCCCAACACAACACAGGCAACACCCCAACACCUAAACAUAACACAGGUAACACCCCAACACCUAAACAUAACACAGGCAACACCCCAACACCUAAACAUAACACAGGCAACACCCCAACACCUAAACAUAACACAGGCAACACCCCAACACCUAAACAUAACACAGGCAACACCCCAACACCUAAACAUAACACAGGCAACACCCCAACACCUAAACAUAACACUGCUAACACCCCAACACCUAAACAUAACACAGGUAACACCCCAACACCUAAACAUAACACAGGUAACACCCCAACACCUAAACAUAACACAGGCAACACCCCAACACCUAAACAUAACACAGGCAACACCCCCAACACCUAAACAUAACACAGGCAACACCCCAACACCUAAACAUAACACAGGCAACACCCCAACACCUAAACAUAACACAGGUAACACCCCUACACCUAAACAUAACACAGGUAACACCCCAACACAAACAGGUAACAUCCCUACACCUAAACAUAACACAGGUAACACCCCAACACAAACAGGUAACACCCCAACACCUAAACAUAACACAGGUAACACCCCAACACCCCAACACAACACAGGCAACACCCCAACACCUAAACAUAACACAGGUAACACCCCAACACAACACAGGCAACACCCCAACACCUAAACAUAACACAGGCAACACCCCAACACCUAAACAUAACACAGGCAACACCCCAACACCUAAACAUAACAACAGGCAACACCCCAACACCUAAACAUAACACAGGCAACACCCCAACACCUAAACAUAACACAGGCAACACCCCAACACCUAAACAUAACACAGGCAACACCCCAACACCUAAACAUAACACAGGCAACACCCCAACACCUAAACAUAACACAGGUAACACCCCAACACCUAAACAUAACACAGGUAACACCCCAACACCUAAACAUAACACAGGCAACACCCCAACACAACACAGGUAACACCCCAACACCUAAACAUAACACAGGCAACACCCCAAUACCUAAACAUAACACAGGCAACACCCCAACACCUAAACAUAACACAGGUAACACCCCAACACCUAAACAUAACACAGGCAACACCCCAACACCUAAACACAACACAGAUAACACCCCAACACCUAAACAUAACACAGGUAACACCCCAACACAACACAGGCAACACCCCAACACCUAAACAUAACACAGGCAACACCCCAACACCUAAACAUAACACAGGUAACACCCCAACACAACACAGGCAACACCCCAACACCUAAACAUAACACAGGCAACACCCCAACACCUAAACAUAACACAGGCAACACCCCAACACCUAAACAUAACACAGGCAACACCCCAACACCUAAACAUAACACAGGCAACACCCCAACACCUAAACAUAACACUGCUAACACCCCAACACCUAAACAUAACACAGGUAACACCCCAACACCUAAACAUAACACAGGUAACACCCCAACACCUAAACAUAAACAGGCAACACCCCAACACCUAAACAUAACACAGGCAACACCCCAACACCUAAACAUACACAGGCAACACCCCAACACCUAAACAUAACACAGGCAACACCCCAACACCUAAACAUACACAGGCAACACCCAACACCUAAACAUAACACAGGCAACACCCCAACACCUAAACAUACACAGGCAACACCCCAACACCUAAACAUAACACAGGCAACACCCCAACACCUAAACAUAACACAGGCAACACCCCAACACCUAAACAUAACACAGGCAACACCCCAACACCUAAACAUAACACAGGCAACACCCCAACACCUAAACAUAACACAGGCAACACCUAAACAUAACACAGGCAACACCCCAACACCUAAACAUAACACAGGCAACACCCCAACACCUAAACAUAACACAGGCAACACCCCAACACCUAAACAUAACACAGGUAACACCCCAACACAAACAGGUAACACCCCAAAACCUAAACAUAACACAGGCAACACCCCAACACCUAAACAUGACACAGGUAACACCCCAACACCUAAACAUAACACAGGUAACACCCCAACACCUAAACAUAACACAGGUAACACCCCAACACCCAAACAUAACACAUGCAACACCCCAACACAACACAGGUAACUCAUAUAUUUCUGUUCAGACAGUUUCCACCCACAAGGCUUCUGCCAGCUGUGGUCUUUAAUUGGUACUUUUCCUUUUUUGUUUCUAUAUCAUGUAAUCUCAUUGGCUGCUUCCUCGUGUGUGAAUCCAGGGCCCAAUCAGAAGCCCCUUCUGUCAGCUCCACGGCCCAAAGCUUUGAAAGAGGCGGGCCCUCGGCUGGUAGGGAGAACACCAUUGGAUCUGAAGACUGCGGUGUGGCCGCUCGUCACUAAACCCACAGUUUCCCAGACGGAAACCAGACUCCAGACCAGCAGCCUUUCCUCCUCCAGGUAAUAUUGAACAGGGCCUAGGGCAGGGUGUAGAUCAAUACUCUACUGAACAGGGCCUAGGGCAGGGUGUAGAUCAAUACUCUACUGAACAGGGCCUAGGGCAGGGUGUAGAUCAAUACUCUACUGAACAGGGCCUAGGGCAGGGUGUAGAUCAAUACUCUAUUGAACAGGGCCUAGGGCAGGGUGUAGAUCAAUACUCUACUGAACAGGGCCUAGGGCAGGGUGUAGGUCAAUACUCUACUGAACAGGGCCUAGGGCAGGGUGUAGAUCAAUACUCUAUUGAACAGGGCCUAGGGCAGGGUGUAGAUCAAUACUCUAUUGAACAGGGCCUAGGGCAGGAUGUAGAUCAAUACUCUACUGAACAGGGCCUAGGGCAGGGUGUAGAUCAAUACUCUAUUGAACAGGGCCUAGGGCAGGAUGUAGAUCAAUACUCUAUUGAACAGGGCCUAGGGCAGGAUGUAGAUCAAUACUCUACUGAACAGGGCCUAGGGCAGGGUGUAGAUCAAUACUCUACUGAACAGGGCCUAGGGCAGGGUGUAGAUCAAUACUCUACUGAACAGGGCCUAGGGCAGGGUGUAGAUCAAUACUCCAUUGAACAGGGCCUAGGGCAUGAUGUAGAUCAAUACUCUACUGAACAGGGCCUAGGGCAGGAUGUAGAUCAAUACUCUACUGAACAGGGCCUAGGGCAGGGUGUAGAUCAAUACUCCAUUGAACAGGGCCUAGGGCAUGAUGUAGAUCAAUACUCUACUGAACAGGGCCUAGGGCAGGAUGUAGAUCAAUACUCUACUGAACAGGGCCUAGGGCAGGGUGUAGAUCAAUACUCCAUUGAACAGGGCCUAGGGCAUGAUGUAGAUCAAUACUCUACUGAACAGGGCCUAGGGCAGGAUGUAGAUCAAUACUCUACUGAACAGGGCCUAGGGCAGGGUGUAGAUCAAUACUCUACUGAACAGGGCCUAGGGCAGGGUGUAGAUCAAUACUCUACUGAACAGGGCCUAGGGCAGGGUGUAGAUCAAUACUCCACUGAACAGGGCCUAGGGCAGGAUGUAGAUCAAUACUCUAUUGAACAGGCCCUAGGGCAGGAUGUAGAUCAAUACUCUACUGAACAGGGCCUAGGGCAGGGUGUAGGUCAAUACUCUACUGAACAGGGCCUAGGGCAGGAUGUAGAUCAAUACUCCAUUGAACAGGGCCUAGGGCAUGAUGUAGAUCAAUACUCUACUGAACAGGGCCUAGGGCAGGAUGUAGAUCAAUACUCUACUGAACAGGGCCUAGGGCAGGGUGUAGAUCAAUACUCCAUUGAACAGGGCCUAGGGCAUGAUGUAGAUCAAUACUCUACUGAACAGGGCCUAGGGCAGGGUGUAGAUCAAUACUCUACUGAACAGGGCCUAGGGCAGGGUGUAGAUCAAUACUCUACUGAACAGGGCCUAGGGCAGGGUGUAGAUCAAUACUCCACUGAACAGGGCCUAGGGCAGGAUGUAGAUCAAUACUCUAUUGAACAGGCCCUAGGGCAGGAUGUAGAUCAAUACUCUACUGAACAGGGCCUAGGGCAGGGUGUAGAUCAAUACUCUACUGAACAGGGCCUAGGGCAGGAUGUAGAUCUAUACUCUACUGAACAGGGCCUAGGGCAGGGUGUAGAUCAAUACUCUACUGAACAGGGCCUAGGGCAGGAUGUAGAUCAAUACUCUAUUGAACAGGGCCUAGGGCAGGGUGUAGAUCAAUACUCUACUGAACAGGGCCUAGGGCAGGAUGUAGAUCAAUACUCUACUGAACAGGGCCUAGGGCAGGGUGUAGAUCAAUACUCUACUGAACAGGGCCUAGGGCAGGGUGUAGAUCAAUAUUCCAUUGAACAGGGCCUAGGGCGGGGUGUAGAUCAAUACUCUACUGAACAGGGCCUAGGGCAUGAUGUAGAUCAAUACUCUACUGAACAGGGCCUAGGGCAGGAUGUAGAUCUAUACUCUACUGAACAGGGCCUAGGGCAGGAUGUAGAUCAAUACUCUACUGAACAGGGCCUAGGGCAGGGUGUAGAUCAAUACUUAAUUGAACAGGGCCUAGGGCAUGAUGUAGAUCAAUACUAUACUGAACAGGGCCUAGGGCAGGGUGUAGAUCAAUACUCUACUGAACAGGGCCUAGGGCAGGAUGUAGAUCAAUACUCUACUGAACAGGGCCUAGGGCAGGGUGUAGAUCAAUACUCCACUGAACAGGGCCUAGGGCAGGAUGUAGAUCAAUACUCUAUUGAACAGGCCCUAGGGCAGGGUGUAGAUCAAUACUAUACUGAACAGGGCCUAGGGCAGGGUGUAGAUCAAUACUCUACUGAACAGGGCCUAGGGCAGGAUGUAGAUCAAUACUCUACUGAACAGGGCCUAGGGCAGGGUGUAGAUCAAUACUCCACUGAACAGGGCCUAGGGCAGGAUGUAGAUCAAUACUCUAUUGAACAGGCCCUAGGGCAGGGUGUAGAUCAAUACUCUACUGAACAGGGCCUAGGGCAGGAUGUAGAUCAAUACUCUACUGAACAGGGCCUAGGGCAGGGUGUAGAUCAAUACUCUACUGAACAGGGCCUAGGGCAGGGUGUAGAUCAAUACUCUACUGAACAGGGCCUAAGGCAGGGUGUAGAUCAAUACUCUACUGAACAGGGCCUAGGGCAGGAUGUAGAUCAAUACUCUACUGAACAGGGCCUAGGGCAGGGUGUAGAUCAAUACUCUACUGAACAGGGCCUAGGGCAGGGUGUAGAUCAAUACUAUACUGAACAGGGCCUAGGGCAGGGUGUAGAUCAAUACUCUACUGAACAGGGCCUAGGGCAGGAUGUAGAUCAAUACUCUACUGAACAGGGCCUAGGGCAGGGUGUAGAUCAAUACUAUACUGAACAGGGCCUAGGGCAGGGUGUAGAUCAAUACUCUACUGAACAGGGCCUAGGGCAGGGUGUAGAUCAAUACUAUACUGAACAGGGCCUAGGGCAGGGUGUAGAUCAAUACUCUACUGAACAGGGCCUAGGGCAGGAUGUAGAUCAAUACUCUACUGAACAGGGCCUAGGGCAGGGUGUAGAUCAAUACUCCAUUGAACAGGGCCUAGGGCAUGAUGUAGAUCAAUACUCUACUGAACAGGGCCAAGGGCAGGGUGUAGAUCAAUAGGCUGUGUUUCUGUCCUCAGUGUGUCAGCAGUGUGUUAGACUCCAGACUGUGUUUCUGUCCUCAGUGUGUCAGCAGUGUGUUAGACUCCAGGCUGUGUUUCUGUUCUCAGUGUCAGCAGCAGUGUGUUAGACUCCAGGCUGUGUUUCUGUCCUCAGUGUGUCAGCAGUUUUUUAGACUCCAGGCUGUGUUUCUCUCCUCAGUGUGUCAGCAGCAGUGUGUUAGACUCCAGGCUGUGUUUCUCUCCUCAGUGUGUCAGCAGUGUGUUAGACUCCAGGCUGUGUUUCUCCCCUCAGUGUGUCAGAAGUGUGUAUGACUCCAGGCUGUGUUUCUCUCCUCAGUGUGUCAGCAGCAGUGUGUUAGACUCCAGGCUGUGUUUCUCCCCUCAGUGUGUCAGCAGUGUGUUAGACUCCAGGCUGUGUUUCUCUCCUCAGUGUGUCAGCAGCAGUGUGUUACACUCCAGACUGUGUUUCUCUCCUCAUAGUGUCAGCAGUGUGUUAGACUCCAGGCUGUGUUUCUCUCCUCAGAGUGUCAGCAGUGUGUUAGACUCCAGGCUGUGUUUCUCUCCUCAGAGUGUCAGCAGCAGUGUGUUAGACUCCAGGCUGUGUUUCUCUCCUCAGUGUGUCAGCAGCAGUGUGUUAGACUCCAGACUGUGUUUCUCUCCUCAGUGUGUCAGCAGUGUGUUAGACUCCAGGCUGUGUUUCUGUCCUCAGUGUGUCAGCAGCAGUGUGUUAGACUCCAGGCUGUGUUUCUCUCCUCAGUGUGUCAGCAGCAGUGUGUUAGACUCAAGACUGUGUUUCUCUCCUCAGUGUGUCAGCAGUGUGUUAGACUCCAGACUGUGUUUCUCUCCUCAGUGUGUCAGCAGUGUGUUAGACUCCAGACUGUGUUUCUCCCCUCAGUGUGUCAGCAGUGUGUAUGACUCCAGGCUGUGUUUCUCUCCUCAGAGUGUCAGCAGCAGUGUGUUAGACUCCAGACUGUGUUUCUCUCCUCAGUGUGUCAGCAGUGUGUUAGACUCCAGGCUGUGUUUCUCUCCUCAGUGUGUCAGCAGCAGUGUGUUAGACUCCAGGCUGUGUUUCUGUCCUCAGUGUGUCAGCAGUGUGUUAGACUCCAGGCUGUGUUUCUCUCCUCAGAGUGUCAGCGGUGUGUAUGACUCCAGGCUGUGUUUCUCUCCUCAGAGUGUCAGCAGCAGUGUGUUAGACUCCAGGCUGUGUUUCUCUCCUCAGUGUGUCAGCAGCAUUGUGUUAGACUCCAGGCUGUGUUUCUCUCCUCAGAGUGUCAGCAGUGUGUUAGACUCCAGACUGUGUUUCUCUCCUCAGUGUGUCAGCAGUGUGUUAGACUCCAGGCUGUGUUUCUCUCCUCAGAGUGUCAGCAGCAGUGUGUUAGACUCCAGACUGUGUUUCUCUCCUCAGAGUGUCAGCAGUGUGUUAGACUCCAGGCUGUGUUUCUCUCCUCAGAGUGUCAGCAGUGUGUUAGACUCCAGGCUGUGUUUCUCUCCUCAGAGUGUCAGCAGCAGUGUGUUAGACUCCAGGCUGUGUUUCUCUCCUCAGAGUGUCAGCAGCAGUGUGUUAGACUCCAGGCUGUGUUUCUCUCCUCAGUGUGUCAGCAGCAUUGUGUUAGACUCCAGGCUGUGUUUCUCUCCUCAGAGUGUCAGCAGUGUGUUAGACUCCAGACUGUGUUUCUCUCCUCAGUGUGUCAGCAGUGUGUUAGACUCCAGGCUGUGUUUCUCUCCUCAGAGUGUCAGCAGCAGUGUGUUAGACUCCAGACUGUGUUUCUCUCCUCAGAGUGUCAGCAGUGUGUUAGACUCCAGGCUGUGUUUCUCUCCUCAGAGUGUCAGCAGUGUGUUAGACUCCAGGCUGUGUUUCUCUCCUCAGAGUGUCAGCAGCAGUGUGUUAGACUCCAGGCUGUGUUUCUCUCCUCAGUGUGUCAGCAGCAGUGUGUUAGACUCCAGACUGUGUUUCUCUCCUCAGUGUGUCAGCAGUGUGUUAGACUCCAGGCUGUGUUUCUGUCCUCAGUGUGUCAGCAGCAGUGUGUUAGACUCCAGGCUGUGUUUCUCUCCUCAGUGUGUCAGCAGCAGUGUGUUAGACUCAAGACUGUGUUUCUCUCCUCAGUGUGUCAGCAGUGUGUUAGACUCCAGACUGUGUUUCUCUCCUCAGUGUGUCAGCAGUGUGUUAGACUCCAGACUGUGUUUCUCCCCUCGGUGUGUCAGCAGUGUGUAUGACUCCAGGCUGUGUUUCUCUCCUCAGAGUGUCAGCAGCAGUGUGUUAGACUCCAGACUGUGUUUCUCUCCUCAGUGUGUCAGCAGUGUGUUAGACUCCAGGCUGUGUUUCUCUCCUCAGUGUGUCAGCAGCAGUGUGUUAGACUCCAGGCUGUGUUUCUCUCCUCAGAGUGUCAGCGGUGUGUAUGACUCCAGGCUGUGUUUCUCUCCUCAGAGUGUCAGCAGCAGUGUGUUAGACUCCAGACUGUGUUUCUCUCCUCAGUGUGUCAGCAGUGUGUUAGACUCCAGGCUGUGUUUCUCUCCUAAGAGUGUCAGCAGCAGUGUGUUAGACUCCAGACUGUGUUUCUCUCCUCAGAGUGUCAGCAGCAGUGUGUUAGACUCCAGGCUGUGUUUCUCUCCUCAGUGUGUCAGCAGUGUGUUAGACUCCAGGCUGUGUUUCUCUCCUAAGAGUGUCAGCAGCAGUGUGUUAGACUCCAGGCUGUGUUUCUCUCCUCAGAGUGUCAGCAGCAGUGUGUUAGACUCCAGACUGUGUUUCUGUCCUCAGUGUGUCAGCAGCAGUGUGUUAGACUCCAGGCUGUGUUUCUCUCCUCAGAGUGUCAGCAGCAGUGUGUUAGACUCCAGGCUAUGUUUCUCUCCUCAGUGUGUCAGCAGUGUGUUAGACUCCAGGCUGUGUUUCUCUCCUCAGUGUGUCAGCAGCAGUGUGUUAGACUCCAGACUGUGUUUCUCUCCUCAGUGUGUCAGCAGUGUGUUAGACUCCAGGCUGUGUUUCUCUCCUCAGUGUGUCAGCAGUGUGUUAGACUCCAGACUGUGUUUCUCUCCUAAGAGUGUCAGCAGCAGUGUGUUAGACUCCAGGCUGUGUUUCUCUCCUCAGAGUGUCAGCAGAAGUGUGUUAGACUCCAGACUGUGUUUCUCUCCUCAGUGUGUCAGCAGCAGUGUGUUAGACUCCAGACUGUGUUUCUCUCCUCAGUGUGUCAGCAGCAGUGUGUUAGACUCCAGGCUGUGUUUCUCUCCUCAGUGUGUCAGCAGCAGUGUGUUAGACUCCAGGCUGUGUUUCUCUCCUCAGUGUGUCAGCAGCAGUGUGUUAGACUCCAGGCUGUGUUUCUCUCCUCAGAGUGUCAGCAGUGUGUUAGACUCCAGACUGUGUUUCUCUCCUCAGUGUGUCAGCAGAAGUGUGUUAGACUCCAGGCUGUGUUUCUCUCCUCAGUGUGUCAGCAGCAGUGUGUUAGACUCCAGGCUGGGUUUCUCUCCUCAGUGUGUCAGCAGCAGUGUGUUAGACUCCAGGCUGUGUUUCUCUCCUCAGUGUGUCAGCAGCAGUGUGUUAGACUCCAGGCUUUGUUUCUCUCCUCAGAGUGUCAGCAGUGUGUUAGACUCCAGACUGUGUUUCUCUCCUCAGAGUGUCAGCAGCAGUGUGUUAGACUCCAGGCUUUGUUUCUCUCCUCAGAGUGUCAGCAGUGUGUUAGACUCCAGGCUGUGUUUCUCUCCUAAGAGUGUCAGCAGCAGUGUGUUAGACUCCAGACUGUGUUUCUCUCCUCAGAGUGUCAGCAGAAGUGUGUUAGACUCCAGACUGUGUUUCUCUCCUCAGUGUGUCAGCAGCAGUGUGUUAGACUCCAGACUGUGUUUCUCUCCUCAGUGUGUCAGCAGCAGUGUGUUAGACUCCAGGCUGGGUUUCUCUCCUCAGUGUGUCAGCAGCAGUGUGUUAGACUCCAGGCUGUGUUUCUCUCCUCAGUGUGUCAGCAACAGUGUGUUAGACUCCAGGCUGUGUUUCUCUCCUCAGAGUGUCAGCAGCAGUGUGUUAGACUCCAGGCUGGGUUUCUCUCCUCAGUGUGUCAGCAGCAGUGUGUUAGACUCCAGGCUGUGUUUCUCUCCUCAGUGUGUCAGCAACAGUGUGUUAGACUCCAGGCUUUGUUUCUCUCCUCAGAGUGUCAGCAGUGUGUUAGACUCCAGACUGUGUUUCUCUCCUCAGAGUGUCAGCAGCAGUGUGUUAGACUCCAGACUGUGUUUCUCUCCUCAGUGUGUCAGCAGUGUGUUAGACUCCAGGCUGUGUUUCUCCCCUCAGUGUGUCAGCAGCAGUGUGUUAGACUCCAGGCUGUGUUUCUCUCCUCAGUGUGUCAGCAGUGUGUUAGACUCCAGGCUGUGUUUCUCUCCUAAGAGUGUCAGCAGCAGUGUGUUAGACUCCAGACUGUGUUUCUCUCCUCAGUGUAUCAGCAGUGUGUUAGACUCCAGGCUGUGUUUCUCUCCUAAGAGUGUCAGCAGCAGUGUGUUAGACUCCAGACUGUGUUUCUCUCCUCAGUGUGUCAGCAGUGUGUUAGACUCCAGGCUGUGUUUCUCUCCUAAGAGUGUCAGCAGCAGUGUGUUAGACUCCAGACUGUGUUUCUCUCCUCAGAGUGUUAGACUCCAGACUGUGUUUCUCUCCUCAGAGUGUCAGCAGCAGUGUGUAUGACUCCAGGCUGUGUUUCUCUCCUCAGUGUGUCAGCAGUGUGUUAGACUCCAGGCUGUGUUUCUCUCCUCAGAGUGUCAGCAGCAGUGUGUUAGACUCCAGGCUGUGUUUCUCCCCUCAGUGUGUCAGCAGUGUGUAUGACUCCAGGCUGUGUUUCUCUCCUCAGUGUGUCAGCAGUGUGUUAGACUCCAGGCUGUGUUUCUCUCCUCAGAGUGUCAGCAGCAGUGUGUUAGACUCCAGGCUGUGUUUCUCUCCUCAGUGUGUCAGCAGUGUGUUAGACUCCAGGCUGUGUUUCUCUCCUCAGAGUGUCAGCAGUGUGUUAGACUCCAGGCUGUGUUUCUCUCCUCAGUGUGUCAGCAGCAGUGUGUUAGACUCCAGGCUGUGUUUCUCUCCUCAGUGUGUCAGCAGCAGUGUGUUAGACUCCAGGCUGUGUUUCUGUCCUCAGUGUGUCAGCAGCAGUGUGUUAGACUCCAGGCUGUGUUUCUCUCCUCAGAGUGUCAGCAGCAGUGUGUUAGACUCCAGGCUGUGUUUCUCUCCUCAGAGUGUCAGCAGCAGUGUGUAUGACUCCAGGCUGUGUUUCUCUCCUCAGUGUGUCAGCAGCAGUGUGUUAGACUCCAGGCUGUGUUUCUCUCCUCAGAGUGUCAGCAGUGUGUUAGACUCCAGGCUGUGUUUCUCUCCUCAGAGUGUCAGCAGCAGUGUGUUAGACUCCAGGCUGUGUUUCUCUCCUCAGAGUGUCAGCAGCAGUGUGUUAGACUCCAGGCUGUGUUUCUCUCCUCAGAGUGUCAGCAGCAGUGUGUUAGACUCCAGGCUGUGUUUCUGUCCUCAGUGUGUCAGCAGCAGUGUGUUAGACUCCAGGCUGUGUUUCUCUCCUCAGUGUGUCAGCAGUGUGUUAGACUCCAGGCUGUGUUUCUCUCCUCAGAGUGUCAGCAGUGUGUUAGACUCCAGGCUGUGUUUCUCUCCUCAGUGUGUCAGCAGUGUGUUAGACUCCAGGCUGUGUUUCUCUCCUCAGAGUGUCAGCAGCGUGUUAGACUCCAGGCUGUGUUUCUCUCCUCAGAGUGUCAGCAGCGUGUUAGACUCCAGGCUGUGUUUCUGUCCUCAGUGUGUCAGCAGCAGUGUGUUAGACUCCAGGCUGUGUUUCUCUCCUCAGAGUGUCAGCAGCGUGUUAGACUCCAGGCUGUGUUUCUCUCCUCAGAGUGUCAGCAGCGUGUUAGACUCCAGGCUGUGUUUCUCUCCUCAGAGUGUCAGCAGCGUGUUAGACUCCAGGCUGUGUUUCUCUCCUCAGAGUGUCAGCAGUGUGUUAGACUCCAGGCUGUGUUUCUCUCCUCAGAGUGUCAGCAGUGUGUUAGACUCCAGGCUGUGUUUCUCUCCUCAGUGUGUCAGCAGCAGUGUGUUAAACUCCAGGCUGUGUUUCUCUCCCCAGUGUGUCAGCAGCAGUGUGUUAGACUCCAGGCUGUGUUUCUGUCCUCAGUGUGUCAGCAGCAGUGUGUUAGACUCCAGGCUGUGUUUCUCUCCUCAGUGUGUCAGCAGUGUGUUAGACUCCAGGCUGUGUUUCUCUCCUCAGAGUGUCAGCAGUGUGUUAGACUCCAGGCUGUGUUUCUCUCCUCAGAGUGUCAGCAGCAGUGUGUUAGACUCCAGGCUGUGUUUCUCUCCUCAGAGUGUCACCAGUGUGUUAGACUCCAGGCUGUGUUUCUCUCCUCAGAGUGUCACCAGUGUGUUAGACUCCAGGCUGUGUUUCUCUCCUCAGAGUGUCAGCAGCGUGUUAGACUCCAGGCUGUGUUUCUCUCCUCAGAGUGUCAGCAGCGUGUUAGACUCCAGGCUGUGUUUCUCUCCUCAGAGUGUCAGCAGUGUGUUAGACUCCAGACUGUGUUUCUGUCCUCAGUGUGUCAGCAGCAGUGUGUAUGACUCCAGGCUGUGUUUCUCUCCUCAGUGUGUCAGCAGCAGUGUGUUAGACUCCAGGCUGUGUUUCUCUCCUCAGUGUGUCAGCAGCAGUGUGUUAGACUCCAGGCUGUGUUUCUCUCCUCAGUGUGUCAGCAGCAGUGUGUUAGACUCCAGGCUGUGUUUCUCUCCUCAGUGUGUCAGCAGCAGUGUGUUAGACUCCAGGCUGUGUUUCUCUCCUCAGUGUGUCAGCAGCAGUGUGUUAGACUCCAGGCUGUGUUUCUCUCCUCAGUGUGUCAGCAGCAGUGUGUUAGACUCCAGGCUGUGUUUCUCUCCUCAGAGUGUCAGCAGCAGUGUGUUAGACUCCAGGCUGUGUUUCUCUCCUCAGUGUGUCAGCAGUGUGUUAGACUCCAGGCUGUGUUUCUCUCCUCAGUGUGUCAGCAGUGUGUAUGACUCCAGGAUGUUUCCUCCAGUCUCUGUCUGGACCAGGCUCCAGCUACAGCCGCAACUUCCAACAGACCAAGGAGGAGCUCACCAGGAAACUGUACUGCCUGUACAACACCAGCGUGUUCCACAGCAAGGUACACACACACACACACACACACACACACACACAUUUUAAUCAUACAUAGGCUAGACAGUGUUAAACACACAGGUUAUAAGCAUACAUGUACUGCCAUAUCACUUGGAGAGUGAUAAAGAUGCCAUCUAAUACAGUGUUUUGUGUUGACCUGAACCUUAACAUUAUGUGAUCUGGGCUUGUCUUUUACCUCUUGUUACCUUUCUAACCUCUGUGCCCCAGCUGCCCAGUAACAUGUCAGUGAGCUGUUUUACCUCUUGUUACCUUUCUAACCUCUGUGCCCCAGCUGCCCAGUAACAUGUCAGUGAGCUGUUUUACCUCUGGUUACCUUUCUAACCUCUGUGCCCCAGCUGCCCAGUAACAUGUCAGUGAGCUGUUUUACCUCUUGUUACCUUUCUAACCUCUGUGCCCCAGCUGCCCAGUAACAUGUCAGUGAGCUGGAAUAAGAAGAUGAGGAAGACUGCUGGCUACUGCAUUACAGGGCAGGAGAGAGGAGGAGGGAACCGAUACGCCCGCAUCCAACUCUCUGAGAAGGUCUGUGACUCUGCAGGUAAGGCUUGGCCGGUUGAAGAACUAAUGACAUGAGAUUAAAUGUAUGUUGUUAUAACGUUGAAAUUAGGUUCUGGUGUAAGUCAUUUAAAGUCAAACUUGAAUUUGUGCAGCCCGUGUCUGUAUGAUUAAACCUGGUUUAACAUAUCUCCUUCUUUCUCUCCCACCUUCCCUCAUUCUCACCCAUCCUCCCUCUCCUCUCUCUCCCUCUCCUCUCUCUCCCAUUCCCUCUCUCCUCUCUCUCCCACUCCCUCUCUCCUCUCUCUCCCAUUCCCUCUCCUCUUUCUCCCUCUCCUCUCUCUCCCAUUCCCUCUCUCCCUCUCUCUCUCCCAUUCCCUCUCUCCUCUCCUCUCUCUCCCAUUCCCCCUUCCCUCUCUCCUCCUCUCUCCCUCUCUCUCCUCUCUCUCCCAUUCCCUCUCUCCUCUCCUCUCUCUCCCAUUCCCUCUCUCACUCUACCGUCUCAUCCUCCCCCCGUCUCCCCCCCGUCUCAUCCUCCCCCCCGUCUCAUCCUCCUCCCCCCCGUCUCAUCCUCCUCCCCCCCGUCUCAUCCCCCCUCCCCCCCGUCUCAUCCCCCUCCCCCCCCGUUUCAUCCUCCCCUCCCCCCCCGUUCUCAUCCCCCCUCCCCCCCCCCGCCAUCCUCCUCCCCCCCGUCUCAUCCUCCCCCCCCGUCCCUCAUCCUCCUCCCGCCCCCGUCUCAUCCUCCUCCCCCCCCGUCUCAUCCCCCUCCCCCCGUCUCAUCCCCCUCCCCCCCGUUUCAUCCUCCUCCCCCCCGUUUCAUCCUCCUCCCCCCCGUCUCAUCCCCCUCCCCCCCUUUGCAAAUCCUGCUCCCCCCCGUCUCAUCCCCCUCCCCCCCCCCGUUUCAUCCUCCUCCCCCCCGUCUCAUCCCCCUCCCCCCCCUUCAUCCUCCUCCCCCCGUUCUCAGCCCCCUCCCCCCCCUUUCAUCUCCUCCCCCCCCCGUCUCAUCCUCCCCCUGUCUCAUCCUCCCCCCGUCUCGUCCUCCCCCGUCUCAUCCUCCCCCCGUCUCAUCCUCCCCCGUCUCGUCCUCCCAGACCGUCUGCGUGACACGUUGGUCCAUGAGAUGUGCCACGCUGCCACCUGGUUGAUCAACAGUGUGAGGGAUGGGCACGGCCCCUUCUGGAAGCUGUACGCCCACAAGGCCACGCUGGCACACCCCGAGCUGCCCACGGUUACCCGCUGCCACGGCUACGACAUUAACUACAAGUACCAGUACCAGUGCAGCCGCUGCAAAAACACGUAGGUCGACACUAACUUCCUGUCUGUCCCUGGCUUACACUUGAAUACUGUUUUAGCGCUGCAAAUGAAAUGUCGUUUUGGGAUUUUAAAGAUGGAUUUAUUUAAUCCAAGGAAACUGAGUCAUUCCGUCAGAUGAAGUAGUUGUCCUGUGUGGCUCAGCAGGGGUCAACAAUAUAUACUCACUGUAGUAGUGUUAAUCGCUUGGGAUAAAAGUGUCUGCCAAAUGGCAUUAUAUUUUUGAUAUAUUAUUGCCUGAGACUUAAAUUGAAUAUUCUCUUUCUCCCCCUACAGUAUGUAUUGUCAUAGCUUAUACUAUCAAACUAGGUAGUUCAAGCCCUCAAUCUAGCAUGGAUUCUCAUGAAUUGAUGGCUAAACUCGAAGACCAAUUGAUGGCUAAACUCGAAAACCAAUUGAUGACUAAACUCGAAAACCAAUUGAUGGCUAAACUCGAAGACCAAUUGAUGGCUAAACUCGAAAACCAGUUGAUGGCUAAACUCGAAAACCAAUUGAUGGCUAAACUCGAAAACCAAUUGAUGGCUAAACUCGAAAACCAAUUGAUGGCUAAACUCGAAAACCAAUUGAUGGCUAAACUCGAAAACCAAUUGAUGGCUAAACUCGAAAACCAAUUGAUGGCUAAACUCGAAAACCUAUUGAUGGCUAAACUGUUCUCAUCUUCCUACCCUCUGUAGACUCGGUCGCCACUCUAAGUCUCUGGACACCCAGAGGUUUGUGUGUGCCCUCUGUACGGGUCAGCUGGUCCUACUCACCCCCGCCAAGACCCGGGCGCCCACACCCUUCGCCAACUUCGUCAAGGAGAACUAUGGGAGCGUUCGCCAGGACCUGGUGGGUCAGAGCCACGGUGAGGUGAUGAGGAAACUCAGUGUUGACUUCGCCACUAAGACCAAACUCAGCCAGAGCUGA